Molecule: messenger RNA, 465 nt
Organism: Vicia faba (fava bean)
Lineage: Eukaryota; Viridiplantae; Streptophyta; Magnoliopsida; Fabales; Fabaceae
Source: the annotation of a GenBank genome assembly
AUGAAUGAAUAUUGGAAGAGAAGUGGACAAAUACCAGCUUUUGGAAACUGGGAUAUUGCGAACGAGUUCCCAAUAACUCAAUAUUUCGAGAAUGCAAGACAAGCUGGUUUGAUUUGUUACACUUCUUCGUCCAGUGAAACUGAUUCAUAUGUGCGUCAACAACACGAUUACACUGUUGAGUUUAAGAAACAAGUUCCAAAGGCGACGCGAAUAAGGUAUAGGAAUGGUAUCGUUAAUGAAACAAGUACGAGAAAACACGGGAAAGUGUACCAUGCAACGGAAUAUCCAAGUAAACCAAUGAACGACGUCGUUUGCAUUGGUCAUGAGUUACCUUCAAAACAACUUCCAAAAGCAGUUGAUGAAGAUCUCUACAAGAUAUCUCCUCAACUUCUUCGCAAAACCAAAAGGAAGAAAAUGUUUGGUUUCAUUUUCAAGUGUCUGCUGCCUUGUGCCUGCGUUUCAUGA